This is a messenger RNA of Acanthosepion pharaonis, 597 nucleotides long. The record is from the annotation of a GenBank genome assembly. Lineage: Eukaryota; Metazoa; Mollusca; Cephalopoda; Sepiida; Sepiidae.
AUGACUACCCCCCACCCCGCCAUUUCAUUUCUUCCCAAUGUCCUCCCCCAACUAUUUUUUUUCUUUCCAAUGCCCCCAGCAUGCACUUCAGCUCUUCCUUUUUACUCAUCCCUUUUGUCUUCCUUUUCUAAUCUCUUUUUUUCUAUAAAAAGUUUGACGACUCCCCCACUCCCUACCUACCUCUUUUCUUUUCGGCUCUAUUUUUCUUUUCUUUUUCGUCUUUCACCUCUCUCUCUCUCUCAGAACUAUCAUACUAAUUCUCCCAACUCCCGAGUCACACUUAAAUUCCUUAAUGACAGCAUCGAACUUUUAAAAAGAAAAAUAAUCCCCAACCCCGGCACUAAUUUCUCCGAGCCACCUUCCACCGACACCUCAUCUGGAAAAAACAAAAUCUUCCUUCUAUCUAUCAACCAAGCCCAGGGAUUGUGGGAAGAACAGAACCUGAGAAGGCUAGGGAGGAACAGAAGUAACAACGGGCAGUGGGGAGAGGCACAGCCUCCACAGCCCCUCCCUAUCUUUGCACCUAUACCUCCCUCCGCCCAAGAGAAUUCCCCACACCCACUUAACUCUUGUUCUCUUUUCACUGAUCAUAUUUAG